CCUCAUUAGAAUUUCUCAAGAUCAGAUAGAGGAAUGUUAGGUUACAAAUGUCUCCACUGGGACAAUGUCAGUGAUUCGCGGCCAUUGAAGGACCCUGAAACCUUCUCUCUUCCGGCUCCUAUCCCUCAAUGGCCUCCAGGUCAAGGCUUUGGCUCCGGAACGAUCAAUCUCGGCAAGCUAGAAGUCAUCGAAAUCACAGACUUUGAAUUCAUAUGGCGAUACAGAUCCACAGAGAACAACAACAAGUGCAUUUCAUUCUACAAACCAAAAGGACAUUUACCUAAAGAUUUCCACUGCUUAGGUCACUACUGUCAAUCUGAUUCUCAUCCCUUGAGAGGCUAUCUUCUCGCUGCAAGAGACUUAUCAGCUUCACUAGAACAAGAACCUGCAUUAGCCGAACCUCUUGAUUUUACACCGGUCUGGAGCUCAAAUGAUUCAUCAAAUGGUUACUUCUGGUUACCGCAGCCUCCUGAAGGUUAUAAAUCAAUGGGGUUUAUCGUCACAAAGAGCUCCGCGAAACCUGAGUUGAAUGAAGUUAGAUGCGUAAGAGCUGAUCUCACUGAUAAAUGCGAAACACACAAACUCAUCGUCACAGCCGUUUCGGAAUCUUUAACAGUUCCUUUGUUUAUAUGGAGAACUCGUCCUUCAGACCGAGGGAUGUGGGGAAAAGGUGUCUCUACAGGUACUUUCUUCUGCAGAACUCGCCUUGUCUCCAGAGAACAACAUCUCAGUAUCUCUUGUCUGAAAAACCUAGAUUCCGGUUUACACGCAAUGCCGAACCUUGAUCAGAUUCAAGCCUUGAUCCAACACUACGGUCCUACACUAAUCUUCCACCCUGACGAAACCUACUUACCAUCUUCUGUCUCGUGGUUCUUCAGCAACGGUGCAGUCCUAUGCCAAAAGGGUAAUCCCAUUUGCGAACUCAUCGAUGAAAAUGGCUCGAACUUGCCUCAAGGAGGAAGCAACGACAAGCAGUACUGGAUAGACUUGCCGUUUGAUGAUGAUCACGUCAAGAGAGGUAACAUCGAAAGCUCGAAGCUUUACGUGCACGUCAAGCCAGCUCUUGGAGGGACGUUCACGGAUCUUGUCUUCUGGAUCUUCUGUCCUUUCAACGGACCAGCUACUUUAAAGCUAGGACUCAUCGAUGUUUCCUUGAUCAGUAUAGGCCAACACGUCUGUGACUGGGAACAUUUCACUCUCAGAAUCAGCAACUACUCAGGUGAACUCUACUCAAUCUACUUCUCUCAACACAGCGGCGGCGAGUGGAUCGAAUGUUACGAUCUACAGUUCGUCACCGGAACCAACAAAGCCGUCGUGUACUCGUCGAAACACGGCCACGCGAGCUUUCCUAGAGCAGGUGUUUACUUGCAAGGUUCAACGACGCUUGGGAUCGGGAUAAGGAACGACACAGCACGUAGCGAUCUCUUUGUUGAUUCCAGCUCAAGGUACGAGAUCGUCGCGGCGGAGUAUCUCGGCGCGGUGGUGAAGGAACCGCCGUGGCUGCAGUAUAUGAGAGAGUGGGGGCCGAAGAUUGUGUACGACUCGAGGGAGGAGAUUGAGAGGCUUGCGAGUCGGUUUCCGAGGACGGUUGGUGUCACGGUGGGUAAUGUGUUGAGGAAGCUUCCGGUGGAGUUAUCCGGCGAGGAAGGUCCGACGGGUCCUAAGGAGAAGAAUAAUUGGUACGGUGAUGAAAGAUGGUGAAACUGUAAAAAAAAAAGUUAAAAUUUGUUGAAAAGGGACAAAGAAAGAAAGCUUAAUUUUACGUAAAGCAUUAAUUACGCAAAGGUUUUAGUUACGAUUAGCGUAGGUUUAACGAUAAGACUUUAAGUUUGUUGUCGGAAGGGGAUACAGAUGGGUCCCAUAUUGUUAUAUUUUAAAAUUAAUUUAAUUAAUGAAAACGCUUUACUGAUUACUUAUUUAGACGAACAAACCCGACCAAACCCACACAUUCGUGUACCGUUUCCUUCUUUCUUUAUUCUCUCUCUCUUUAUGAGAAAGAUCGUUUCUUUUGAUCUGUUUCGUGGAACUCUGUUGUCUCUAGAGGGAAUCUAAAAGUUGAAACCUUUUUAUUCGUUCGAUUGAAUUUGAGUUCCAGCUUGUUUGUUCUCUGUUGAUUGAUUUUUGGAAACGAUGAGUGGUUUCCGAGAUGGUUGUUCAUCAAGUGGCUCGGUGAAUGUGAUGAUCGGAGUAUCAUCACCAGCUGAAGAAGGAGAAGACGACAACGCCGCCGCCGUGGCUCUGUCGUCGGAGGAUUCUUGUUCCCCCGACGAGACGGUGGCGGGAACAGAGAUCGACUUAGCUCUGGGUCUUAGCAUUGGUUUGAACAGAAGUAGGAAUCACUCAUCAAAGGUUCGGUCUUUUUCUUCAUCUUUGGCUUCCUCUUCGUCUUCGUCUCUGACCAAAGAAAGUGGGACGAAACGGUCUGCUGAUUCUUCUGCGGCUGCCUCAAAAGGACAAGUUGCGGUAGGGUGGCCGCCUCUACGGACUUACAGAAUCAACAGUUUGGUCAACCAAGCAAAGUCCGUGCCCACUGAAGACGACAUUCAAAAGGACACAACAACAACAACAACAAAAAACAGCGUGGUGGCUGCAGUGAAGAACGAUGAGGUUGGAUUCAUCAAAUCUCCAAUGCUUGUGAAGGUUACAAUGGACGGAGUUAUAAUUGGAAGGAAGAUUGAUCUCAAUGCUCUUGAUUCUUAUGAAGCCUUGGCGAAAACAUUGGAACAAAUGUUUUUCCACACACCUUCUUCUGUAACAACAACAAGAUGCAAGGAAACAACACGUGCUUCAGAACUGCUAGAUGGCUCAUCAGAAUAUAUUAUAACGUAUCAAGAUAAAGACGGAGAUUGGAUGCUUGUAGGAGAUGUUCCUUGGCUGAUGUUCCUUGGGUGCGUGAAAAGACUGAGAAUCAUGAGAAGAUCAGGUGAGACUGGAGGUGGCAAGUAGGGGUUCAUCUUCUCUGAGAAGACAUUCUCAGCUGAAGGGUGAAAUCAUCUUCUUUGUAAGAUGCAAAUGAUGGAACGUGGAGAUAAAAAAAAAGACAAGAACACAUAUAUAUAUACACAUGUAUUUAUGAGUAUAGUGUCUGCAGUGGUUUGUGAAUAUCAAACAAAAGUUUCGUUUAUAA
Molecule: messenger RNA, 3127 nt
Organism: Brassica rapa (field mustard)
Lineage: Eukaryota; Viridiplantae; Streptophyta; Magnoliopsida; Brassicales; Brassicaceae
Source: RefSeq, a predicted model, not a curated record